Molecule: messenger RNA, 3151 nt
Organism: Clarias gariepinus (North African catfish)
Lineage: Eukaryota; Metazoa; Chordata; Actinopteri; Siluriformes; Clariidae
Gene: ednraa
Product: endothelin receptor type Aa
Exons: 8
Coding region: 290-1576 (428 amino acids)
Biological process (GO): enteric nervous system development; vasoconstriction; G protein-coupled receptor signaling pathway
Cellular component (GO): membrane
Molecular function (GO): endothelin receptor activity
Source: RefSeq, a predicted model, not a curated record
CACAUGCACACACACACAGGAAAAGCUGGAGACAGUCUCCACAGCACCACACACAGCAGACUCGGUGCUCCUCAGCGGCCCAAACGGGAUCCUCCUCCACUUUGAUAGUUGCUUAAUUACUCAUGUGACGGCACACAGAUGUCUGGGAUGCUCCAGCUCCAAGUUCUCCUGAAUAACUCGCUGACUGACUGAGUGACAGGAUCCGAGGGGAGGCAGACGUUUAAGAAGCGCACUAGCUUGUACAUAAUUGGACUUUAUCUAUGAAUCAAGCAACGUAACACAUUCAGCCAUGGUUUCUCUGACCUUAUGCGUGUUUUUGCUAUCAGUCAUCAUGGGCUCUAGUGGACUGACUCAAGCAAACAUCACUGAUGAGGUCGCUAGCACGCUCUUUCCUAUCUCCACCAUCAAUCCCAUGAGACCCUUUAGCCAAGCCGAAAAAAAUCCAGACUUUCAGAACAGCUCAGGAAACUAUCAUAACAAAUCCCUUCCCCACUGCAGAGAACGCACUUCCAUUGCAGACACGUUCAAGGUCGUCAAUACCUUCAUCUCGUGUGUUGUGUUCGUGGUGGGAAUGGUGGGCAAUGCCACAGUCCUGAGGAUUAUCUACCAGCACAAGUGCAUGAGGAAUGGACCUAAUGCUCUGAUUGCAAGCCUGGCACUGGGUGACCUCAUCUACAUCAUCAUAGACAUUCCCAUCACCGUCUAUAAGCUUCUGAUGGGAAGAUGGCCGCUGGACCACACCUUUUUUGGGCUCUUUCUGUGUAAGCUGGUGCCGUUUGUUCAAAAAGCGUCAGUGGGCAUCACAGUGCUGAAUCUAUGCGCACUCAGUGUGGACAGGUACAGGGCUGUUGCAUCGUGGAGUCGUGUUCAGGGAGUCGGCAUUCCUUUACUCACCGCUGUUGAAAUUGUGGUCAUCUGGGUGCUGUCGAUCAUCCUGGCCGUGCCCGAGGCUAUAGGGUUUACCGUGGUGUCCUUCUCGUACCACAACAUGACGUUCCGUACCUGCAUGCUCCAACAUUCUAACCUGAGCGGCUUCAUGCAGAUGUAUGUAAAAGCAAAGGACUGGUGGCUGUUUGGAUUUUACUUUUGCGUGCCACUGGCCUGCACCGCAGUUUUUUACACCCUCAUGACCUUCAAGAUGCUCAGCCACAGGAACGGAGCUCUCAGGAUUGCUCUAAGUGACCAUCUCAAACAGAGGCGAGAGGUGGCCAAGGCCGUUUUCUGUCUGGUCUUGAUCUUUGCGCUCUGUUGGAUCCCCCUGCACAUCAGCAGAAUCCUGAAGAAAAUGUUGCCCGAUUCUCAUGAUGAAAACCGCUGUGAUUUGUACAGCUUCCUCUUGGUCCUGGACUAUCUCGCCAUAAACCUGGCCACCGUCAACUCCUGCAUCAAUCCCAUCGUCCUUUAUUUUGUCAGCAAGAAGUUCAAGAAUUGUUUUAAGUCAUGCUUGUGUUGUUGGCGCCGCUCAAAGAACCAAGUCACCAGCUUGGGGCAGAUGAAUGGAACAAGCGUCCAGGGCAAACAACAGGACCCCAAAAACAUCCAGAACGAUCGUCCCGUCCGGAAGUACAGCUACUAAGCACCCCAUUGACCAUUACAUGAAUUCAUUUGACAGAUGCUUUAUUAAAUCAGACCUAGAGUGACAGCUUGGCGGUAUCUAUCUGACACGUAGUUCAGAGAACCCACUUCAAACUCACAGCGCCACUUCUUGUUUAAAGAAGAAUUGCAAACAGGAUGAAGAACACCACGCAUCAUCAUUCACGAUGUCUGAAAUUCUAAGGAAAGGAUUCUGUGCCGGACACAGUGUGACCAAAGCUGCUUAUAUUAUAUACUGUAUAUAUUUUGAUACACAAUCAGGGCUGAUGCAAAGUCCUGAUCCCAGAGCAAACGUUCCCAGAAUCUUCUGCAGGGACUUUUGCCGUGAGAGAAAGGGCAAGGGUGGAAGGGGGGUCAGCAGGAUGCAGCUGAACGUCAAAUAGGCUAUAAAUGAACCCAAUCAGAAGCCCAAGAACACACAAUGACUAGGCUACACAAAUACAUGCAUAAGCUAUGUGUACACUUUCUCAAGGGACAGGAAACUGGAGGAAGGAAGAGUUAAGUAGUGUGUUACAAAUUCUGCAUAUGAGUGUAAAUAUGGACUACACACAAAAAAAAAAAAAAAACAUCCCUCUUCCUUCCCAUUGCUGCUUAUGAGUGCUUUCUAAAUUCAGAUCCAUUCAGAUCCAGGAAGACAGAUUUUACAUUAAUAACUUCGGAUGGUCAAAACAUUUUGAAUAAUGGUUUUUCUAACUGGAUGCCACUUUCCUUUUUGUUUGGAUGUUUUUACAUCUUGUAAAAAACAACAACAACAACAACAAAAGACAGGAGACAAACAAGAAAAGUAACAGGGGCUGAUUCCUUUCUAGCCAAGCCUGUAGAUUGUCAAGUUAUAUCUCUCAUCUCUCUUUAUUUCUCUGUAUAACCCCCUGAUACACUAAUGCACUUAUCCAAGCGUUUCACUAGAGCUUAGACACCAUCAAGGUAGAAAGUUAUCUUUGUCUGAAACGCUGGUCCAGAGUUACUGGCACAACCUAAAAACUUAGUAAAAAGUAUGAUGACAAUAAUAGACACCCCGUGUUAAUCAUACAGUAUUAACCAACUGACAAACUAACCAUCUACGUAAUGUCUGCAUUUAGGAAAUACAAAAGUACCAAAGACAUUUUUAUCCUAAUUAAAAGUUUUUUUUUUUUGUAGCGUGCAUUUUAAAACUUCAUAUUUAAAAUUCUUCCCAUCCAUCUGUCAGUUUCGCAUUUGUUGGAUGAGGCUGAAUGAGUAUCGACUGCACACAAUGUUCUGGUUCCUGCUGGUAACCAGGGAGAUCAAUCAUUCAUACAUCUGUCCAUAGUUUUAUGAAAAACAUUCUGAUCUUCUGAUGAUCAUCCAAGUGUUUUAUUUCAAAGCUAAGACAAACACUCAUGUCCGCAGUUGUUUAUCUCCUGCUAAUUUGCUAAACAUUGCAUUUUUCCAGGAAUUUUUUUAUUUUAUUUUAUUUUCCCAAAUAGGGUCGUGAACUGGGAUGUAUUCUAAUAUAUUCAGGGAGACAAUUUGUCUAUGUCUCCUAUUUACACCUUCCUUACAUAUCAGCUUGAUUUAAAAAAAAAAAAAAAACAGCCAC